GUCCCCAUGUGAGGCAGUCGGCGAGCUCGACGAGUUCAUUCUCGCAGUUCUGUAGCUGCUGAGCAGCGUCCAGAGACGGUCAAAGGACCGCAUUGCAGCUGCGAUGGGGAGAUGCUCAUCAAGAGCUUUUUUUCACCAUCGAUCUUUUGCUGUAGGGAAAGUCCCCGGACAAGCGAUCUCUUUCCAAGAAGCAGUUUUCUCAUUUGGACACGAUCCUCCUCUCGAGCUUUGUCUUUUGUGCCUUUGCAAUCCCCAUAUCGGACAACUGCCCACGACGUUUACAAUGGGGCAUGGAAGCGGGGUCAUGAUGGCUCUCGCGUUUGCGACCUCCACGCUCUCGACUUGCACCACUAUCCACUCGUCUCAUCGGAGAGCGGCCAGUGCCGUAAUGCGCACGGCUCUUGACGCGGUUCAUGGUGCGAGCUGGGAGCGGGGAGGUCGCGGCGUGAAUAUGGGUCGAUCUUUAGCUGGUGUCACCUGUCGUGCCGAUCGGCAUGCGAGAGCACGUCAAGAAAGACACGGGAGGAUCCGUUCCGAAGCAGGUCGGCCUUCGUUAGUUCUCGUUGCUUCGGCAACGGGAACGGUUCUGGUGAUCGAUGCGCCGCUCUGCUGGGCCCGUGAGGGUGCAGUGGACGUGCCUCGUGAGACCCGGAUUAGAAUGGGCCCGUCCUGGUGGCUUUGGGUACCUCCGAAGUGUCUGCGGCUUUGUUUCUGGCCCACAUAGGAGCCUGUCCCGAAGAGAGCGCAUCCCUUCUCUUUGCCAAGCCCGCGAAGAUGCACACGGAGCGGUAAAAGAGCGUGUCCUACAGAAAGGGCUGGCAUAUUUCCCUUCGUCAUGAGCAUCCUGUGCGAGUGUGGCAAAAUGGCAAAGAGGAUGCGCGAGGCUUUGGAACGUGGUGUUGCCAGCA
Messenger RNA from Ceraceosorus guamensis, 908 nucleotides. RefSeq lists its product as hypothetical. The transcript has a single exon. NCBI's taxonomy places the organism in Eukaryota, Fungi, Basidiomycota, Exobasidiomycetes, Ceraceosorales, Ceraceosoraceae. The record is from RefSeq and is a predicted model, not a curated record. Bases 104 to 724 code for a protein of 206 amino acids.